CUCGACGAGGUGGAUAGUCCCGCGAUGCGGGACUUCGGGGCAACACAUUGUCCACCGUUUGCAGCGACUGCAAAACGUAGCGAAGACGGACGACGUGCGCGCAGAAGAGCACCAGCGAGCUUCAUGGGUCCGUGGGGCGGGAGGAGCUUAACUUUGAUCAGACUGACACGCCACGUCAGACUAUCCACACUAUUGCAAAAUUCACAUUUUGAGCUCCCUAUUGUCAAAAUUGUGCGUCGUGUGAUUGAGCUCCUCGACGAUGGCGACGACUGCCACCCCCGCGUGCCCCCGCUGCUCGACACUGGAGAAGGAGCUAGUGGAGCUUCGAGCGCAGAACGAACAGCUUCAAGCACAGUUGAAAAAGGCCCAGACACCGGAUGAGACCGUUAUCAAGCCUCAAGAAGACAAGACCGAGGAGGAUUCACCGGAUACUUCGACGUACUCGCCGUUCUCAAGGGCGGAAUUGCAGCGUUACGGGCGGCAAAUGCUCGUUAAAGAGUUCGGAGUCGAGGCGCAACUCAAGUUGCGUGCUGCGCGCGUGCUGCUGAUUGGCGUCGGGGGACUUGGGUCACCAGUUGCAAUGUACUUGGCCGCUAUGGGAGUCGGGACGUUGGCUGUCGUGGAUGGGGACCAUGUCGACCGUAGCAAUUUGCACCGUCAGAUUCUCCAUGACGAACAGGGAGCAAAGCAACGAGAGAAGAAGGUGGACUCGGCCAAGAGACGACUGCAAGAGAUGAAUCCGUUGGUUCACUGCAUCGUGUACCCGACGCGGUUCACUGCUGCCAACGCUUUGGAUCUUGUUGGCGAGUACGACGUCGUCGUCGACGCCUCGGACAACGUCGGGACUCGUUAUCUCGUUAAUGACGCAUGCGCUCGCCGACGCAAGCCGUUGGUAUCGGGAAGCGCGCUGGGUCUGGAGGGACAAGUGACGGUGUUCACAUACAAGGACGAUGGAAGUGCAACGGGAUGCUACCGGUGCUUGUAUCCGACACCGCCGCGAGUUGCGAUGAGCUGUGCGGAGAACGGUGUUAUCGGAGUUGUGCCCGGAGUGAUCGGAUGUCUUCAAGCAAUGGAAACCGUCAAGGUCGUCACGGGGGUCGGAGAGCCCCUCGAUGGUGUGCAGUGCUUCUACGACGCGUACGACGGACAAUUUCGUCGCUUGAAAAUCGGCAAGAAGCGGAAUCCUGACUGUCCGUCCUGCGGCCAAGGAGCCAUCGGCUCUGAAGUGAUGUCAUUGGACGCUGCUCUACUUGUUGAAGGCACUUGCAAUGAUGGAAAAGCGGUGGACGACCUUGGACCUGAGUUUCGUAUCAGUGGUGAGGAGUUCCAGAAGGUGCGCAAAUCUGUUGAAGGCGAAGGCACGCAACGAAACUAUGUGUUGCUGGACACUCGUGCACAAACGCAGUUCAAUAUGGUGCACUUCCCCGAGGCAGUGAACAUCCCAACGGCUCAGUUGAUGAAGCAGGACCCCUCCAAAGUCAUCGCAGUUUUGCAUGAUGGAGUCUCAAAAGCUGCUGCUGCGUACUCCAACCGAACGUUCGUGAUCUGUCGUCGAGGCGUGGACUCUGUCAAGGUGACACGAUGGCUGCUCCGCGGUGGCGUUGAGAACGUGUUCAACAUCAAUGGCGGAUACACCGAAUACGCGAAAGAAGGCGGCGUAGACCCGACGUUUCCGAUGUAUUAAAGCAUGGGAAGUAUAGCUGAUAAAGCAGCGUUCAUGAGAGAUUUGACUGGUACUAAAUCGGGGAUCCUUAUGAUUUCAUAUGGCAUUGGUAAGGGUAUAAAUCGGUGUAAGGUUAAUAAAAUGGGGGUUGCCUCAUUACCCGCCAGAAAUACGACGAGCGACCACUUACCGCCACGAGCUGAGUGAUUCGCGUACCUACUAACGAGAAAUAGCAUCACGUGCAUUAAAUACGCUUCUGUGAGCUUCGAUGUGUACUGCUAUCUAUUUAUCAAGUUCUGUAUUUGCGCUGUCAUUUCUCGUCAGCAUUAGCGUUUGUCGGUUUUACGUUAAAUCGGCCACCGAAUGCCGUGUGGGUGUCGGACAUUCGGGCUGAUUAGCAUGCAAAUCAGCCGUCCCGGGCUUUGUAAGCCGUGAAGCAGCUAAAUCAGCUUGCCACAUGGCGUUGUAGGCACAACUGACCGCUCUGUCAAAUCAGAGUACAAAUCUUAGUCUGUCGAUCUAAUUAGGAGGUCGGAUUUAGCAAAUCAGACCCGAUUAAGCUUAAUCAUCUACUUAAUCAACCGAUUUAUAUCCCAAUUAGACAAUCUAAUCGGUUUCCACAAUACAUGUAAGCCUACGCGCAAAGCAAACCCUGUAUUUUAAGCGAUCGAUGAUCGCUGCAUCUAAAAUUUUGCUAAGAUUUGGGCCCGUCGCAUGACGUGCACGAGUGCGGGAUUGCAGCUCUACGAAAGCAGCCCUUCGUGCAUCGAGACGUAGUCGACAGGAGUGCGCGUGCGAUGGCUGCGCUUUUCGUCCGUUGGUGGUGAUACUUCGUCGUGCGACGCAGCCACAGUAGUGGGCGAUGGCUGGUCCGACACGCUCUUGGAUUCAUCUUCCUUCCCCUCCUUACCUUCUUCACCCUCGCCUUCGUCCUCUUCCUCACUUCCGUCUUCAUUAUCCUCCUCUUCAUCAGGCUCCUCGUCGCUUCCUUCUUUGACCUCGAAGGUUUCAUCCUCUUCGCUGUCCUCAUCCUUUCCAGCAAACAUGAGCUCGUUGAGCUGGCGAUAGUCGACAUCGGUGCGUUUGCGCUUCCCACGAACAAUCAAAGCCGCAUCGGCCUCCGAGUCGCCGCCGGUUUGGUCGGUGUCGCUGUCCUCCACCGCAGCGCGAUUAAUCGCAGACAUCGUCUUGCUGCGCGUCAGGUGCUCCGAGGACCCGUCGCGGUAGUCAAUGCGCCAGCGCGAAUAUCGUCCUUUAGUCGGUGGCUCAUACUCGGCCACGACCCCAAGAAUCACUUCCCCAGUCUUACGAUCAAUCUUGGCCGCUGGCUCACCCACAAGGUUCAGCUUCUGUUGGACAGGCUUUACGGGGCGGCUAACACUCUUUGACCGCGUCGAUCGACUGCGUAGGAUCGGAAACAACGACAAUGUUAGAUACAAGCUGCUUCACUCCAAGUCCCUUGCUGCAACGUACUGAUUCAGGUCGAUGACGUCGUCCUUGCUGAGGUAAACCAAGUCUUGAGCACUUUCCGGGACCUCCUCGGCCAUCUCCUCUUCUUCGCCGUCUGCCUCUACUGACACUUCGUCAUCUGCGUCGCUUUCUCCCUCCUCGUCGUCCUCAUCAUCGUUGCAAACGAAAUCUUCAUCGUCAUCGUCGUCGUUGUCAGCAGGGGCAGCUCCGCUCUCCUCGCCCGACUGAGCAGCACUGCUCGCGUCCGUCGUUGGUUGCUGCUCAGCUGCAGCCAGCUCCGGGAAAAGGUCGUCGACACUUUCGUACGUCGUACCGAAGACCGAAUUGAUCGACUUAAGACACUCGAACACGGCCAGACACACUUCACAGAACCAAGGCUCCUCACCUGCCGGGAUAUUGACAGUGAGCACAAUCGGCGUCUGGCACUUUUGAUGGUACGCGCGAUGGCACCCAACGCUGUCGCACAGCAGGAUGUCGUUGUCCGCUUCGGUGUCCGUGCUCCCACAGCGCGAGCAGUGCACUUCUUCGAACUUGGCGAGCAGUGGCACUUGCGGUUCAUUCGCGUUCAAUGCCUUCAGCUCGUUCAAACCAUCGAUAAGAGCACGUUGGCCCUUGGCGAUCUUGCGGUGCUCCGUCUCAAGCUCCUUGUUAGGCUUGAGCUUGUCACGACUCGACUUAUUCCAGCCUUCGGCUUCGUAAGCCUCAACGAAGGCGAGGGGGUACCUCAGUCGAUGCGCCUGAAGAUGAAAAGCAGUAUAGGUCAGAACUUAUCGACUAACUGUGCCAAUGGUGUUCAGUACCCUUCAUACCUGGGACUUGAUCUUGUUCUCCAGCCGCUUGAACUCUGGGCGAGCAGGCGUAGGAGGAGCGGGAGGAGCGUUCCCGUCAGCAUCAGGACUCACUUCCUUGGGCUUCCGCGAUUUCCGCGGCGUGUCGGCGGGCGGCGAGAAUGCCGUGGGGGUACGACGCUCGCGUUGCUCUCGCGGCUGCGCCUUGCUGCAGUGCGUGCACAAUAACGUUGAAGUUAGCGGCGUGUAUCAAAGCCGUCCACAAAACAGAGUCUGCACCAGGCCCAUCGACUCCUACUCGGGAGGUCGAGAGACCUAAAGCGUAUCUAACAUCUUUUCGUACAUUGCCGGACGGCGAGCGGAGGCCGGUGGCGCAUAGGCGUCGUCGCUGUCGCUGGACGAGCGCGCUUUCUUCCUGGUGCGGGGCAUCGUCCUCAACUUGGAUGAACCCGUCUAGGUGGUGACUAGCUGGCGGGUUGGUUGACGAGCCUGUGCUUCUUUAUGGCUGGACUUUGGACUGUCGACCUGU
Molecule: messenger RNA, 4450 nt
Organism: Phytophthora sojae
Lineage: Eukaryota; Oomycota; Peronosporomycetes; Peronosporales; Peronosporaceae
Exons: 1
Coding region: 260-1684 (474 amino acids)
Cellular component (GO): cytoplasm
Molecular function (GO): nucleotidyltransferase activity; thiosulfate-cyanide sulfurtransferase activity; URM1 activating enzyme activity
Source: RefSeq, a predicted model, not a curated record